Molecule: messenger RNA, 876 nt
Organism: Dibothriocephalus latus
Lineage: Eukaryota; Metazoa; Platyhelminthes; Cestoda; Diphyllobothriidea; Diphyllobothriidae
Source: the annotation of a GenBank genome assembly
CCGGAUAUCGAGCUUGGAAAGCCAAUCAGAAAGGAGGGCGAUCCCAUGAUCCGGCUCACGGACAUUGAGCAUUGUGAACAGGUCUCGAAAUGGCGGAAAUCCGUUCAAGAAAUUAAUCUGGAGCAAAACUCGGCAAAUGGCAAGUUUAGAAAUAUUAGACUUGGAAAACUCAACGGCAAGAAGUUCGCCGUCAAACUGGUUCCCCGGAAAUCCGAAAUAUUCGUCACUGGAUUCAUGGAGGUGGCCGUAAUGCUCGAUUUAAAUCACGAAAAUCUGGUUCGGCUGUGUGGCUGGGAUUUUCAAGACAAAAUGCUCUAUAUCAUUACUGGACUAGUACGCGGUGAAACCCUAUCUUCUUAUGUUCAAAAGGCAAUAAGGAAUGAUCUAGAGAAUUUGGGUUUGGACAAGAUAGCACUGGGCAUAACACAGGGUUUAAAAUACCUAGGGGAGCGGAAGUUAGUUCAUCGAGGUCUGGCUGCGCGAAAUAUCUUCCUGGACGGCAAGCAGGCACCUAAGAUCGGUGACUUUGGACUCUGUCGAAGGGAGGGUUCUUGCUAUCCUUGUGUAGAGGUGCCUGUAAAGUGGUCUGCGCCAGAGGUGUUGGCGAAAAAAGAAAAUUACAGCACUAAAUCUGACAUCUGGACCCAUGUUAUUGUCCUCUGGGAGGCAUACAGUCUCGGGCACGUACCCUUCUUUGAUAUACCCAAUACCGAGCUGAGCGGAGCCUUGAAAAAAGCUUUCGAUGAGAACAGGUGUCCGCUUCAGUUCCCUGACGAUACUCCUGAACCCGUAAAGGCGGUAGCCGAUAAACUUGGAGAGGGGGCAGUUGCCUCCUUCCGCGUCUUCUUCUGUGUCCCGAUAUUUGCCACCAAAUAG